AUGCAAGACGUCAUGACGCUUUGGGUCACUUGCUGGCUGUAUGUGCAGUGGCUGUUCGAGACGCACGGCUGGAAGCUGCUGGGCGCCGCGCUGCUCACCGUUUGGGGGCGUCAAUGCUACCGCGAAUAUGCCGCGCGCCGCCACCAGGAAAAGACUCUCGCAGCCGCCAAUGGUACGUCGCCGUUAACGUAUGGGUUCAAGGCCAACAGUGACCAGCACGAGCACGACUCGUCGUCUGGCUGUCUGUCGUAG
Phytophthora nicotianae INRA-310 is the source of this 252-nucleotide messenger RNA. RefSeq lists its product as hypothetical. The record is from RefSeq and is a predicted model, not a curated record. The transcript has a single exon. Lineage: Eukaryota; Oomycota; Peronosporomycetes; Peronosporales; Peronosporaceae. Bases 1 to 252 code for a protein of 83 amino acids.